Messenger RNA from Pogonomyrmex barbatus (red harvester ant), 507 nucleotides. It is a transcript of the gene Obp9, whose product is annotated as odorant binding protein 9. NCBI's taxonomy places the organism in Eukaryota, Metazoa, Arthropoda, Insecta, Hymenoptera, Formicidae. Gene Ontology annotation, biological process: sensory perception of smell. The record is from RefSeq and is a predicted model, not a curated record. Gene Ontology annotation, molecular function: odorant binding.
AUGAAAAUUACAAGUAUACUAUUCAUUGCUUUAUCGCUUUUACUAGUAAGUACUCGAGCGGACAUUAAACGAGAGUGUCGUCAGCAAACGAAUGUUUCUUGGGCAUCCUUAAAGCAAUUUAAGGCCGGUAACAUUGAACAAAAUGAUAUAAAAUUGAAAUGUUAUUUGAGAUGCUUUCUGAUAAAAAGUGGUGUUCUUAGUGAGAAUAACGAUGUAGAUGUUGAAAAAAUUCUACGUUAUCUUCCGUACAGUAUGCAAGAAUCAUCGAAAAAGAUUCUUAAUCAAUGUAAAUCUAUUCAAGGAGAGAAUGUUUGCGAUAAAGCUUUUCAAAUAGCUGUAUGUUACAUUAAAGCGCAACCUCAAGCAAAGAAAAAAAGGCAUACGGAGGAUGUUGUGGUGCCAAAUGUUGCUCAGGUACAAAAGAAGAACAUGGCGGAUGUUGUAGCGAUCCCACUAAGGAUGAAAAGAGUUGCUGUCCAGCGGAAAAAUAAUCUAUCGACGCAAUGA